CUCUAGUCAGUUGGCCUUGGUCUGCCAGGCAGGAAGGAGAGUGGCCUGGCUCCGGCAGUCCCUCCUUCAGUCUUUCCUCACUUUUAUUUCCCCAGGGCCCUGACUCUCGCAGUCCAAGCUUCCUCCUGUAAGACUAGGCGGCCCAGACUCUGGACAAGGGCCUGCACCAUCCUCCUCUCCCAGCAAGGGGGCUCCAGAGACUGCCUCGGUCAGGAAGCUGAGCCCCAGCAUUCGGCAUUUGGCAGGAGAGGUGUGUGGAGGCCAGUUCUGAACAAGCACUCCUGCAGGAUCAUCCUUUGUGAUGUCCAGGGCUCCAGGAAGAGAUGUCCCUUUGGCUGGAGGCGCCUAUGUCUGAUGUUUCUCCUGGCUCAGAUUCUGCAGCGGAGCUGUGGGAGCCAGAUGGACAAGACGCAAAUGGCCAAGCACUGGGGGGCCGCAACUACAUUCUCAAAGAGGAAGCCAGCUCUCCCCAGUCUGCAGGGGGCAUCUUGAGGGUGGGGCUGGAGGCAGUGGAGCCCACAAGCCUGCUCCCCGGGACAGAGGCCCAUCUAGAAUCUGCAGAGCCCCGUCCACAAAAACGGAAAAAGGGGCCGGCCCCCAAGAUGCUGGGAAAUGAGCUGUGCAGCGUGUGUGGGGACAAGGCCUCCGGCUUCCACUACAACGUGCUGAGCUGCGAGGGCUGCAAGGGCUUCUUCCGCCGCAGCGUCAUCAAGGGGGCGCACUAUGUCUGCCACAGCGGGGGCCACUGCCCCAUGGACACCUACAUGCGCCGCAAGUGCCAGGAGUGCCGCCUCCGGAAAUGCCGCCAGGCGGGCAUGCGGGAAGAGUGUGUCCUGUCAGAAGAACAGAUCCGCCUGAAGAAACUGAAGCGGCAGGAGGAGGAGCAGGCUCAGGGCACGUCGGUGGCCUUGAGGUCUCCCUCGCCGCCCCAGGUCCUACCCCAGCUCAGCCCCGAGCAGCUGGGCAUGAUCGAGAAGCUGGUGGCCGCCCAACAGCAGUGUAACCGUCGCUCCUUCUCUGAUCAGCUUCGAGUCACGAACUAUCUGUUUCUUCCCCCACCGCCGCCGCCCCCUCCCGGGCAGCCUUGGCCCCUGGCACCGGAUCCCCAGAGCCGGGAGGCCCGACAGCAGCGCUUUGCCCACUUUACGGAACUGGCCAUCGUCUCUGUGCAGGAGAUCGUUGACUUUGCCAAACAGCUGCCCGGCUUCCUGCAGCUCAGCCGGGAGGACCAGAUCGCCCUACUGAAGACCUCUGCAAUUGAGGUGAUGCUUCUAGAAACUUCUCGGCGCUACAACCCCGGGAGUGAGAGUAUUACCUUCCUCAAAGACUUCAGUUAUAACCGAGAAGACUUUGCCAAAGCAGGGUUGCAGGUAGAGUUUAUCAACCCCAUCUUCGAGUUCUCCAGAGCCAUGAACGAGCUGCAACUCAAUGAUGCUGAGUUCGCCUUGCUCAUCGCCAUCAGCAUCUUCUCUGCAGACCGGCCCAACGUGCAGGACCAGCUCCAGGUAGAAAGGCUGCAACACAGAUAUGUGGAGGCCCUGCAUGCCUACGUCUCCAUCCACCACCCCCAUGACCGCCUGAUGUUCCCCCGGAUGCUCAUGAAACUGGUGAGCCUGCGGACCCUGAGCAGCGUGCACUCGGAGCAAGUGUUUGCGCUGCGCCUGCAGGACAAAAAGCUGCCCCCGCUGCUCUCCGAGAUCUGGGAUGUGCACGAGUGACUGACUGUUCUUCCCCACCACCUGUUUUCUGGGCUGGGUGACCCAGGGGGGCCGUGUCCUGAAGGCGGAGCUGAGAAGCCAGCAUUCUCCCGAGCCGGGACGUAGGAGCUCCUGGCAGAGGGAUGAAAGCAAGGGCAAAGG
Messenger RNA from Erinaceus europaeus (western European hedgehog), 1859 nucleotides. RefSeq names its product nuclear receptor subfamily 1 group H member 3 (gene NR1H3). The coding region runs from base 324 to 1718 and encodes 464 amino acids. Gene Ontology annotation, biological process: negative regulation of inflammatory response; positive regulation of transcription by RNA polymerase II; cell differentiation. The transcript has 10 exons. NCBI's taxonomy places the organism in Eukaryota, Metazoa, Chordata, Mammalia, Eulipotyphla, Erinaceidae. The record is from RefSeq and is a predicted model, not a curated record. Gene Ontology annotation, molecular function: zinc ion binding; nuclear receptor activity; RNA polymerase II cis-regulatory region sequence-specific DNA binding.